Caenorhabditis angaria is the source of this 2824-nucleotide messenger RNA. NCBI's taxonomy places the organism in Eukaryota, Metazoa, Nematoda, Chromadorea, Rhabditida, Rhabditidae. The record is from the annotation of a GenBank genome assembly.
AUGGACGAAGACAAUGGAAAUGAAAUAUUCAAAGCGUUCACCAAACAAAACGUCGAAUAUAAUUUGUCUGGAAAAGCACAGGUCACAUAUAAAGCAAAAACUUAUUGGGCACAGGUAUUGUUACAUGGAAAUGUAUUAUGUAUCGAAGAGAGUGAUGAAUCAGUGACCGCAAGUGUUCCUUUGAUUUUUGUUCUUGAACAAGUCACAGUCAAGAAAAUCGACAAGGACCAUGAAUUCGAAUUGCAUUUCUCAGAUCCAGAAGAGAAUCUUGGGAUAUGUGUCGAAAAUGAUGAAAUAAGAGAAGAAUGGAUGAUUAAGGUUUUUUGUUAUUGCAAACAUUCAUGACUCAUUUCAUUUCAUUUAAAUUUUUCAGCUAGCGACUUGUUCACAUCAAAUGGCUCGUGCAGAACUUGACGAAGUUGCAUAUAAAUUUUAUACAAUGUCACCACUUGGAAAUGAAGAUGGUAACAAAGAUGUGAAAAGUUCAUCAUUUCAAAACUUUUAUCUAACUUCUCCAUUAAGAAUUUCGCACAACUUUGCUAUAUCACAGGUAUUUCUAAAAAUCGGAAAUCUUAAAUCAUAAUCAAUUUAUAGCAAAAUAAUCUUCCCGCUCGACGAGUUGUUGUCGAUGAAACACUUUGGGAAACGAAAUUAUCAUUAGUAUUGCCAAAAGAAAUUAUUAAAAUGAAUCGAAAGAAAAUUCAAGAAUUUUCGGCUCUUCUUGAAAGUCGCCUCAAAACUUGGCCUUCUUUUUCUAUAAGUGGUUUACAUGAAAUAUUAAGAGAACUUCGAGAAAUGACAGAAGUUUAUGAUAAUUGUUUUGAGUUUGUUGAUAGAUUCACGGGUCCAUCAUUUCGAAAAUCUGUAGAAAAGCAUCGAGUCGCAUUUGGUAUGGUUCCAACUAAUCUUCAUAUACAUUCGUAAGUUUUUAAGAUUUGAUUUGGAAAUAAAAUCUCAAAAUUGUUUCAGAUAUGAUAUAAAUUCGACUGAUAAACGUGAUUUUAUUACUGCUGGAACUGCAUCUGCAAUUCCCUUCCGAUACACGGUAAGUUUAAUUUGGAAAAAAAACAAUUAUUUUUCUGUAUUUAUUUAGAAUGGUGGAUUGUCUCGAAUGUAUUCACAAAUCGAACUCGAACCCUAUAAUUUCGAUUACACAUUCUGGAAAAAGCGACAAAAUAUUCUGGAUCUCAAAAAAACCAUCGGAGAAGCAAGUUUCAAAGUGGAACGCGAAUGGAAAAUUGCAAAAUUCGGAAAACCUGACAAAAUGUGUUUGCAAUUAUUUGCAGCGAUCAAACAGGUUUAUGAGGGAUUGAAGGAUGUUCUGAGCAGUUUACCGAAUAUUGAACCAAUUUCGGAAAUUUUGUUGGAAGAAGAACGAAAAAGAGAGCAAAAUGGGCAAAAGGUAGAGCAUAUUUAUCAUUUGAAAAUCUCGUUAAAAAUCAAUAUUUAUUCCAGCUCAAUGAAAAUCACGUUUAUGACAAUAUUCAAAAUCAAAUUGAUCGAAUUGAUGCAAUGAUUGUUAGUUUACACACAAAAGUAGCUGUGAUUGAUACUUUGAAUGAAGAACCGCAAGAAAGAGAGACUUUCGAGAAAAAUACUCGACAAUCAAUUUCUACGUGUUUAGAUAUUCUUAUUGUUCUUGCUGAUUCAAUUUUGGAAUCACAAUUAUUUUCACUUGGUCAGUUUUUUCUUCUAAAAUGCUACUAAAUUAAAUUAUUUUCCAGUGAAUUCAUUACAAAAAUCAUCUCUAACUCAUACAUAUUUUCAACUAAUGUUGAGAACGGAUUUUGUGGUUUCACAGGCGAUAACAAUUGGAACAACAGCAAUAUUAAAUCGAAUUCAAAAGGCAACAACAACAAAUUUAACCAAAGACUUUUUAUUAGUUGUCUUCUCUUUUCUUUCUGCUUAUGGAGAUGAAAAAGGAAUGAUUGAAGACGCUGUUGAAGCAUGGAAAUGUCUCGAACAUCGUGUUCGUUUUCGACUUGUUCGUGCUCCAUCAACUGUUUGUCGAACUUGUAUUCCAAUUAUUCAAGGAUCUCGUGCAUAUCUAAAUGUUUCAAUUCCUUUACCUCAUGAUAUUUAUGAUUCAUUACCGGAAAAUAUCAAAUGGACCAAUAAUUUUGUGAUAAAAGUAGCGUAUUUCAAUUUGGGUGUUAAUCAUGAGGCAACUUUUGGGCAAAGUUUUGGCGGAGUUUCGUUUGAAAGUGCUAUAAAUCAAGAAGCGGCUGAAAGAUUGAAUUUAUUUGCGAAUUUGAAUGAUGUUAGUACACAAGCAAGAGAAGCUGUUAUGGAAGUUGUUAAUGAGGUAAAACUAAAAAUUUUAUCAAUUUUUUACCCAAAAAAAUAUGUAAAAUUUUUAGAGUUAGAAAAUUCUUGAAAACGAAAUAUCUUGCUACAAAAAAGCAAAAUUCAACAUUUUUUCAGGUAACCACUGAACCUUCUCGAAAAAAUCUUUCAAUCUUUGACUGGGCAAUGACUGCUUGUGAACAACUUGGUGGAGAAGCUGUUAUAUCUUGCAAAAGUGGAAAAGAUCGAACUGGAAUGGCCGCUUCUUUAGAACAAGGCAGAGUUCUUCGAGAAACUUGUGGAUUCAAUACAACUCAAAUCGCUGAAGUCAUUAGUUCGUUGAGAAAAGAUGGAGUUCGACGAGAAAAUUGCCGAAAAAAUGUUGGAAAACCAAUUUAUUCAUUCAGCCCGUUCCAAAUGCACUUUUUGCCUAAGGUAAAUUUAUCAUAUUUUAUUUUAGAAUCGAGAAAAUACGCCCUAAAUUUUGCAGAAUUUUCGGCCGCCUUCUGGCACAUAUUCUCAAGGAGUUGCGAGUUAA